UGUGGAGGCGCUGCCUGCGGCUCAGGCUUCCCAACAGGUUAGCAAGACAAGGAUCCACCCGGCAUUUCGCAGGAAGGGGGGGGGGGGAGCAGAGCGAGAAGGGAAGAGAGCCUUGAUAGAGGACAGAGGGCGGGAGGGAACAAGAGAGGAGCGAGAGAGCGCACCGCGCCGUUUAACAGGAGACUUACUCUUCCUAAUGAAUAUUUAUCCGCCGCUGCUCCACUCUCCCGGCUUCCCUUACCUUUCCGCAGGUCAGUCCAUGGUAUUCCGCUCCCCCUUAGACCUCUAUUCCUCCCACUUCUUGUUGCCAAACUUCGCCGAUUCUCACCACUGCUCCCUACUUCUGGCGAGGAGCGGCGGCGGGAACGGCGCGGGCGGCGGCGGCGGCGGCGGCGCGGGCGGCGGCGGCGGCGGGAACCGUGCGGGAGGCGGCGGUGCUGGCGGAGCAGGCGGCGGCGGCGGCGGCGGCGGCUCCAGGGCCCCCCCGGAAGAGUUGUCCAUGUUCCAGCUGCCCACCCUCAACUUCUCGCCGGAGCAGGUGGCCAGCGUCUGCGAGACGCUGGAGGAGACGGGCGACAUCGAGCGGCUGGGCCGCUUCCUCUGGUCGCUGCCCGUGGCCCCCGGGGCGUGCGAGGCCAUCAACAAACACGAGUCGAUCUUGCGCGCGCGCGCCGUGGUCGCCUUCCACACGGGCAACUUCCGCGACCUCUACCACAUCCUGGAGAACCACAAGUUCACCAAGGAGUCUCACGGCAAGCUGCAGGCCAUGUGGCUCGAGGCGCACUACCAGGAGGCCGAGAAGCUGCGCGGCCGUCCCCUCGGCCCAGUGGACAAGUACCGCGUGCGCAAGAAGUUCCCGCUGCCGCGCACCAUCUGGGACGGCGAGCAGAAGACGCAUUGCUUCAAGGAGCGGACUCGGAGCCUGCUGCGGGAGUGGUACCUGCAGGACCCCUACCCCAACCCCAGCAAGAAACGCGAACUGGCGCAGGCCACCGGCCUCACCCCCACACAAGUAGGCAACUGGUUUAAGAACCGGAGGCAGCGCGACCGCGCCGCGGCGGCCAAGAACAGGCUCCAGCACCAGGCCAUCGGACCGAGCGGGAUGCGCUCGCUGGCCGAGCCCGGCUGUCCCACGCACGGCUCGGCAGAGUCGCCGUCCACGGCGGCCAGCCCGACCACCAGCGUGUCCAGCCUGACGGAGCGCGCGGACACCGGCACCUCCAUCCUCUCGGUAACCUCCAGCGACUCGGAAUGUGAUGUAUGAUAGCCAAGGCCGCCCUCCUCCCCCUCCCCUCCUCCCCCUCGCCUCCCCUCCUCUUCCUUGCCCUCCUCCUCUUCUUCCUCUUCCUCCUCCUCCAUCCCAGAACGAACCGAAAUCAGGAUACACAACCACAUACACAUGUCCACACACUCCCGCCCCAGUCAAAAAUAUACACAAACCAAGCAAAAUAACAGAUUACUACAAACCAUCAACAACCCCCGACCACCAUCUCCGGCGAGGCCAACAGACGGUCGCAGACGCUGCUGUUGGGCAGAAAACAUAAAAGAGGUGACAAUUGUGUACUUUCCAGGACAAGCGCGGCUUCUCCUUUCGGUUCCCACGGACCCGGCACCCCACCUGCAUGACGAUUCAUUUGUAUCUGGGAAAAUAUUCUCUCUAGUUUAAAACGGUCUAAAAAGAGUCGACUGUACAAAAACCAACCACCACCGCGACGGAAGACGACAAAACGACAAAAGCGACACAGACAAAAAGAAAAAAAAAAAAAAACACCACCAUCUCCUUUCUGAAUUUGUUUAAAAAAAAAAAAAAACUCUUUGAGAGGGAAAUAGCAAAUGUUUCUCGCCUUUUGUUGCUCUCUCUCUCUCUUUUUCCUCCUCGCUCUCUUUCUUUCUCUUUCUCCUCUGUUUUUAAGUCCAAGUAUUGGUCCAACAAGAUGCAAUCUUCUGUUUUUUGUUCAGCAGACAAUCAUUUUCUUCGUAAGCACCUUUUUCUCUCCACUCUGUCACUGCCUGUGUGGGUACUGGUUAUAAAUGUGGAAAAAGAAUAGUUAUGACUGUAACAGAUUUUUAUUUUUAUUUCAAAAUUUUAUAUGAAUUAUGUAUAUCUUAAUGAUUGGUCAUUUUCCCAGUUUGUAAUAUAUGUGUAGAAAUUGCCUGUAUAUGAUAUUGCUUUUUCUCUCCCUUUUUCUUUCUUUCUUCUCCCACUUCCCACCUCCCUCCCUGCUCACCUGUCUCUUUCCUUUUUUGGGGUUCCCCUCCUGGCUUGCUGGGUGUCCCAGCCUCGCCGGGCCCUUCUGGGACAAGGCAGGGCAGGCUGGGCUGGGAAGAGGGACCCCGCCGCUAGCAGAAGCGGAGAGUGAGACCGUAGUAUACUUAUGCAAAAGCUAUUUCAAGUAUUUCUUAGCUGCUCUGGAGGUAUCUCUCACCCCCCUUAGGGCGCUUCUACUGUUAUCUUAACUGCGUGUUUAUCUAUAUGUAAAAACUUUCUAAAGCAAAUACAGUAUUCUCCAUUUUCUUAUCACUCCCACA
Molecule: messenger RNA, 2529 nt
Organism: Oryctolagus cuniculus (rabbit)
Lineage: Eukaryota; Metazoa; Chordata; Mammalia; Lagomorpha; Leporidae
Source: RefSeq, a predicted model, not a curated record